Molecule: messenger RNA, 4522 nt
Organism: Hirundo rustica (Barn swallow)
Lineage: Eukaryota; Metazoa; Chordata; Aves; Passeriformes; Hirundinidae
Product: Kv channel-interacting protein 1
Exons: 8
Coding region: 235-885 (216 amino acids)
Biological process (GO): regulation of potassium ion transmembrane transport
Cellular component (GO): voltage-gated potassium channel complex
Molecular function (GO): potassium channel regulator activity; calcium ion binding; transmembrane transporter binding
Source: RefSeq, a predicted model, not a curated record
GACUUAAAAAAAAACCUCAAAGCUUAACGCUUGCUGAAUGCCGAGCUGCAGUGCUUUGCUUUUUCCCUCCUCCUUCCUUCUUUUCUUUCUUGUCUGGACUUCCUCUGUUUUGUUUUGUUCUUGGGGGCAUUUCACAUAGAUUUUUUCACUGUCAGUGGAGGGGUGCGGUAAGAGGAAUAAAAAAAAAUUCCAGCCAAAAUAAAUCCUCCCCAAAAACUCACGAGUAGCUUUGCAAUGGGUGCUGUCAUGGGUACGUUCUCUUCUCUACAAACGAAACAAAGAAGACCAUCAAAAGAUAAGAUUGAAGAUGAACUAGAAAUGACGACAGUGUGCCAUAGACCCGAGGGACUGGAACAGCUUGAAGCACAGACCAACUUCACUAAAAGAGAACUUCAAGUUCUUUACAGAGGAUUUAAAAAUGAAUGUCCUAGUGGGGUUGUUAACGAAGAAACAUUCAAACAGAUCUAUGCACAGUUUUUUCCUCAUGGAGAUGCCAGCACGUAUGCACAUUACCUCUUCAAUGCCUUCGACACUACACAGAAUGGCUCAGUGAAGUUCGAGGAUUUUGUGAUGGCAUUGUCCAUUCUCCUGCGGGGAACUGUCCACGAAAAGCUGAGAUGGACAUUUAAUCUGUAUGACAUAAAUAAGGAUGGCUAUAUAAACAAGGAGGAAAUGAUGGAUAUCGUAAAGGCAAUUUAUGAUAUGAUGGGAAAAUACACGUAUCCAGUGCUCAAAGAAGAUGCACCAAGGCAGCACGUAGAAGUGUUUUUCCAGAAAAUGGAUAAAAACAAAGAUGGAGUUGUAACUCUAGAUGAGUUUAUUGAAUCAUGUCAGGAGGACGACAAUAUCAUGCGAUCCUUACAGCUCUUUGAGAAUGUCAUGUAACGAGACGAGCACAGGAGGAGUCUGAGACUUCUAUAUAACAAAGAUCUCCUUUCUGGGUGAAAGAUUUUACAAUUGAGCCAUGUCCAGUGUGUGAGGAUUUUGUAUGACAUGUCCAACCAAAUGGCAACUGAAUGCAACUGAUCCCACCUCUUCUCCCCCAGAAGAUGCUGGUGGACCUUUGUUUCAUUUUGGAAGCAUGUGAAUAUUUUAAUAAAUCCCUACAAGAGAGAACUGCUGCUCAAAGUUCAAUGAGUAAUACAGAGCAUUGUUUUCUAGACAAGUCCUGCUUUUAAUCUAGCGAGCUUAAUUCCCUAUGAGAGCACGUUGAUAGCUAUUCAGCCAUCUAUUGCAAGUGACAGCUCAGUCUGUACCUCCGUUCAGCACAAUGUUCUGUGGAUGUCUUGCCAUUAAUCUACUUUGACAAAACCCCAAUCUACCAAGGCAGUCUGUGAAAAAAUGAACAGUCAAUGUUCUUGAGACAUUAAACAGAUAGCCCAUGUAGCUGGUAUCCCCAUUUCUGCAGAGAUCAUGCUUAUCCUCUCACAUGCACUGGUGCCACCAUGUUGACUUUGGUGGAGUUCUUCCUGAACAUUUUAACCAGGAGGUCUUCAUGACAGGGUGAGCCAGAAAGGAGCAUAAUAUGAUACACAUAAUAAUAUAAAAGUACAGAAUAAAUCCUGUUCAGGAAUGGUAAGUUCCCAAGAGACCAGGCAGGUGUGUAAGGGCUGGUACAGAAAGAUGAGCACCUGCUCUGGUCCCAGCCUCCUGCUGAGUCCCAGGGACACCAGGUGAUGCUCCACUGUGCAUCUCAGUAGCACCAUGACCAUGUACUCUGGUCCUUUUGCUGUAGUUUGGCACACACUUUCUAGGUUCAUCACUGGACAUUACAGUAAGGUCUUGCCCCUUUGGAUUUAUUUAAGCUUUCUUGUUUGACUUAGUGAAGAACAAAGAUGCAGCUGUGUUUCAGCAUACAGACCUUGGCAUUCACAAAGUACCCAGCACAUUUGAGUGGGAGCUCUUGAAUUGUUAUUAGCCUCAGAAUGAGCUGCCAUGCCUGUAUUUUUUUUUUUUCCUACAAGGUGGUAGCAUGCCUUGUAAAAGCCCCAUUGGUUUAGGGGUUUUGUUUUUAAUUAAUAAAACAGAAAAGUUCAUAUAGUGAAUUUACACCAAGGUUGGAUGAUGUGUCAGCUGGGGAACGUCAGAGCCUUCUGUGAAGAAGCCUCUUAGGCAAGCUGACCCACCAGAGUGCCAUUGCCACCUCCAGGCAGACGAUGGCUGAGAAGCAAAGGGAAGGAAGAAAACAGCCAACUUUUCCAGCUGCUCAAACCACGCAGAUGGGACAGUCCCUGCCAUAGUGCUAUAUCACUCCCAUCUAGUAAGCAUCUAUUUUUAUUGUAUCACAUACUAUUUUACAGACAAACUGGUAGCACUGAAGAUAUAUUUAAAAAUUAUGUAAGUGGAAGGUUUUUAUAAUACAGAAUAUGUAGAAUGCCUCAGUUCUGUAGCCCUAAUUUUAUAAAAAUUUCAUCUAUUGAGGCAUUCUUGAUUACAGAAGUAGGUCUGAUCGUCCUAAUACAAUGAUAACGCCAGUUCCCCAAGAUGAGGCAUUUGCAGCAGUGAUCCAGCAGCUCUGGUGAAGGGCUGGGAUUUGCAGGAGGGAGGCCAUGCUGCGGGAGUACCUUUUCUCCAGUUGUUGGGUAUUAUCAUUUAGGCUUUAUUUAACAGGCACUUGGUAAAGACAUCAGUUGUAGCUGAAAUAAUAAAUGCACAGUUUACACCAUUCCUUCUUGAUUCUUCCUGCAAUCACUUUAGCAAAUGACAGAAUCUAAUAUAAUUACCAGGUUUUCCCUCCCAUCAAAACUGCUUAGUCUAAUUUUUUAAGCAGUUCAUGUCAGCAGAGGGAGAAGUGGUCAGGACAAUGGAAAUGAAGGAUUUGAAUCAGGCUAGCACAGUGCCUUUUUCCUUUAAUAGUCUUGCUUCAAGGGUGCUUAUGAGAUGGCUCAUACAGAUAGAAAUGUUUGGAAUGUGACCUUUUCAAAAUAAAAUAUUAUUAGUUGCUUGAUGCCAUUGUCCUUGAAGCUAAAUUAAUUUCUGGAGUUAUUGUGAUGAAUUUGGCCUCAGCGGUGUUUGCUGGCCCUGCUGGCAGCAGUUCUGUGGUGGCUGCCUUUGUCACCAGGGUGGUCACUGCUUUCUCUCGAGUGUGGCUCCAGCUCAGCAGCAAACAGCUGGUGUCACUGUCCGUGCGUGCUGACAUAUAUUACUGAAAUCAGGGUACCAGUACCAGCCCUGCACUUCUGCUAUCUCCUUUCCUGCUCCACUGUGCCUGCUUUUCAUUGCCAGGAACAAUGAGGGUGCAUCAGAGAGGGAGAUGCUGACAGCUACACCAAAUCUUCCCUUAGAGGAUAACGAGCUUUGAUUUCUAUCCCACCGGGGUAAAACCCCUCCCACACACCCCAGAUGUUCAGGGCUGAGUUGAGCUCCAUGUUUCCCCUGAAGCCCAUAGUAGGUGACACAGAAGAACUUGCAAAGUGCCACCCACAGCUGAGUUUUCCCAAAGCUCAGAUCGCAGAAUCUAUCUGUGUCAGAGUCCUUGCCAUUGCAAAUCCAAUUAUUUUCCUGAUCCCGCUGUUUGUCCAUGAUCCCACUGUUACAGCCAGAGGCUGGGAUGCACUGGUGUAUAGAAGGCCUCUUGGUUUUCCAUCAGCAGCUUCUGUCCAUGGCAGGUGUGCUCCAGCCAGCAGGUGAGACAUCAGUGACUGUGAGAGAGCUGCUCUCUGCAUGGAAGUGGCUUUGGGUUUGCUUUUCACGUUUUCUGUGAAUGUUACUCUACUGUAAACUUGCCAAGCCUCUGCUUGCUCAUAAAUGGGGCUUGCAAUAUUUAUGACAAGCACUACUACAGAUUUCUAAAUAAAACACACUAUGCUACUCCAGUCUACUACCCUCAUCAAUCCCCCUGCCAGUAGGCAGAAGGCAGUUUCUGUUACAGUCAGAUUCUGUCAGUGCUAUCAACUGUGCACAUUUCCUCCAAGUUAUGAAUUUUUAAAUAAUGUCUGAAUCAGGACUCUGACUGUUUCACUAGUUACAAACAUUAGUCUGCAUCUUCAUGCCAGCAUUUUAUAAAGAAAGCCUUUCUAACAUGCAUUUUAGGUAACAGUCUAUUGACAAAUAGGAAUGUGAUAAAUGAUAAUUAAAAAAAAAAAAAGGUACUGUGCCUGUUCUGUGGCUGUUUGUUUUCCUGUUCCUCUGAAUGCAAUGCACUAUUGUGAAUAACCAUGAGCCAAAAGCUUGAGCCAUAAAUACCCUGAGGUUCAGGCAUCGUGGGUAGUGGCAUUUCCUGACUGCAAUAUGUGUUGAGAACAAAAACCCUUGUGUCUGUGGGUCACCUCUGAUGAGAUGGUAGCAGUAGUGUGUCAAACUUCUUCUUUAUAUAAGUGCCAUGAAAGAUCUAAGGAAAUGUGCAAAUAAUGUAAAUUGUGGUAACUAAAGCCAUGUUAAUGGAUCAGCCAUGUAUAACUUCACUGUUACAAAUGCUAUUCUCUGACGGCAAUUUGUAUUCAAUUUUGUUGAAUGGUUUUAAAAAUGUUGAUUUUAAUAAUAAAAGGAAAUACCUGCAGGAGGGCAUCCUUUCUUAAACCCA